AUCGGCUUCUCAUCGUCGUUUGCGCCCUCAGCUGCUCCUCUUUGCCUGUAUCUCACGGUCAUUGGAGUAGCAAGACACCAGUUUGCCCCUCACCAUGUCAUCCUCCACGCCCGUUGGGGCCCACGCCCGCAACCCCUCAGAUGACGAUUGGGCCCCUGCAACGAUGGUGAGCGACUUUGAUGAUCACCAGCAAACAGCGACUGCCUCGUCACUCCCAGAUUGGGAUCAGUGGGACGACUUUACGACUACCGCAGGCCCUAGCAACAGCAGUCGACCCAGCUUUGCGAAGCGCACUUCGCAACCUUCCGCCCAAAAUCAGGCAGACGAUGACUUCUUUGCGGCAUUGGAGCGCUCAACGCCUGGCGAGGGCCCAGCAACUUCAUCAGCUACAGCAUCGGCCGCAGCCGCAGCUGCUGCAGGGGGUGGUGAAGGUUUCUUACUCCCCAUGGGCGUGGCUACACCGCCUGUCGUCCGCCCACCUUCACCGCCGGAGAUUGACCUCGAGCAGAGGAGAAUAGAGGAGCGGGAUAGACAGUUGAGGGCAGGAGGGAUUGUCCAGGCGGAGGGAGGAGGUGGGGGUGCAGAUGAGGAUUGGUUUGCCAAGUUCGAGCGCAAUCUCAAAAGCGGCAGGGGUCGAUCAGACUCGCAGCUCCAAGCAGAACUGGGCAGCGAACAGCUCGAGAGCAUGAAAGAAGCGCAUGCAAGUCCUUUGCCGACGCCCUUACGACCUAAGCCUCAGGAAAGGGGCAGCGACUACUUCUCGCAAGGCAGACUCGCACCACCUCCAUCAUCAUCAAAGCAGCAGCAGCAGCAGCAGCAGCAGCAGCAGCAAGCGGCCAACAACUCCUGGUGGGGCUCUAUCCGCCACCUGGGCUCAGACUGGGCGCAUCGCGCUGCCGACUACCUCGACCCCGGCGUGGACUUUUCGGACGAGGAGCUUAAGCUUGCCCGCAAGAUGGGAGUCAUAGACCUCGAUAGUCGGACGGCCACGCCUGCUGGGGGAGCUACACCAGCGAGAGGCAAUACGCCUGCGCCUAUUCCUGGCAAGCCAGAGAGAAAGGGGACCGCAGGGAGUAGUAGCAGCGGUAGCUCUGCACCGGCGAAGGUGGUCAGCGGAGCCCCUGGCGUGGACUUCAGCUCGCUGAACCCCAAGUGGAAUGCAGGUGGCUGGACUUUACCGGCUGACGACCCCUCGACGAGCUCACGAGCGCGCAUGGCGUCCGCUGAGCGCAUGGCCGCAGCUGCGUCCAAUGGGCACUCAGAAAAGAGCACUUCGCAGACCAAGAAGCAGACCCGCCUUGCCCCGCUGCCAGUCUCUUUGACUGGGCGAAGGGAAGACUCCUCCCCUGUCAUCACAGACUCGCACGCUGCACAUCUCCAGCCUCACCUCCCGCCGCGACUGAAGUUGGGCAGGACGUGGCGACUCUGCUACUCCAGUGAUCAGCAUGGGAUUAGCCUUGAAACGCUCUACGACAGAGUGGGGAGAGCGAUGGACUCCAAGCCUGGCUCGGGUGAUCAGGAUGACCGGAAUGGCUACGGCGGGAGCAGCAGUGCCUCCAGUAGGCAGGACGGAUGGCUCCGUGGGGCUUCCUCUGCCACCAGAGCGGCGCUGGGCGGCGACGAAUUGAGAACCUCAGGCGGCUCAUCCUCUCUGUCAGGCAACAGCAUCCGUCUCGGCUCUGGUCUCACCUCGAUGCGCGAUGCAGGCCUCAUCCUGGCCGUGCGAGACGAACGCGACCAAGUCUUCGGCGCCUUUAUCAACGAGCGCCUCACGCGCGUCCACCGGGGCUACUACGGCAAUGGAGAAUGCUUCCUGUUCCGCCAAACGAGGGGAGAAGAGGUGGUAGUGUAUGCUGCGACUGCUAGGAAUAACUUCUACGCUCUGGGCGAGAAGGGCUAUUUGGCUUUUGGAGGGUCGAGCGCUCAGUAUCAGGAGGAGAGGAGGAGGGAGGCAGAGGAGAGGGCGAGGCGCAAUGGGUCUGUACCCUCGAGUAUGGCUAAGCAGUCGUCGAGCUCGUCAGGAGCAUCGUCGGGUUACGGCCUCUGGCUCGAUGAGGACUUCUCGCGCGGAGUAACGGCGAGGUGCGAGACGUUUGAGAAUGCGCCACUUGCUCAGAGCGGGGAAGACGAUGAUGCAGGCGGUGGGGUGGAACGAGAGCAAAAGUUCGAGCCUGUCUUCGUCGAGGUUUGGGCUGUUGGCUUGGACUGAAAUGGUCAUACAUUAGAAAGGCUGAAGACGCGACAUUCUCGAGAUUGUGCCUUCUCUACUGCUGCUGCUGCUCGUCUAUCCUGCUGCAAAGCAAGUGUAGCGUGUCAAUGAGCGUGCCCUUGUCAAAGGAGCCAGCGAUGUCCAUGCUCGCCAUCUAAAGUGGUAUCACGUUCUCCGACUCCUCGCCGCCUACUCCCUCGCCCUCGCCACCAACCAAUCGCAAAUCUGAUUCAAGACAGCAUCCGUCUUCUCAUCGUCCUCUUUACUCUGCCCCUUU
Jaminaea rosea is the source of this 2486-nucleotide messenger RNA. RefSeq lists its product as hypothetical. Gene Ontology annotation, cellular component: nucleus. The record is from RefSeq and is a predicted model, not a curated record. The coding region runs from base 95 to 2209 and encodes 704 amino acids. The transcript has a single exon. Gene Ontology annotation, biological process: response to oxidative stress. Lineage: Eukaryota; Fungi; Basidiomycota; Exobasidiomycetes; Microstromatales.